AUGGGUGGUCAGGAUGUUUUGGAUCACUUCGCGGCUAGUUUGCAGAAAAAAUAUCCCGGAUUGCCUCCAGGAUAUGCCCAGUUCGUGGCCAAAGAAACCCAAGGUGAUUGGGAAAAGGCGGAAAAACUCUUUAUGAAAGGUGUUAAGGAAGAAGACUUUGUUUCUAAAGUGGAUGGAAAACGGAAGGUUGAUAUUCCAGAAAUUUCUACCUCGGAUGCUGAACAAAUCAGCAGGUUUCUAAGAUCCACACUACAGGGAACUGUAGGAAGCUUUUGGAGAAGUCUAGAAGCUGGUACUGGUCUGUUAGAUACUGUAAGGGACUUGAAGAAUGCAGAGGCUAUCUUUGCACUUUUCAAGGAUAUGCUCUGUCGAGAAUUUACUGGGAUAACUAUUACUAGUAGGAAUCUCGCAGAGGUAGUUGCCUUAGAAGCUUUGACAAAACUUAGGCUUUGUGACAUAUGUCUGUUUGAAAAUUUCGUCUGUGAGUAUAGGCGAUAUUUUUAUCAGUUGCCUGGUGGCACACAGGAAGUCAUGAAAAAUACUUUCUUUGCUAAGCUUCCCCCAGGAUGGGAUAAGGCAGCAAACGAGGCGUUUAAGCUUCUACUUGAAAAGAAUCAGGUUGUUGAUUCUUUGGGAGGACGAAUAGAAGCUGUUAGACAACUCGUGAGGACAAGAUGUGUGAACGCCAAGCUGAAUAAGGAAGCAAAAAGGCUUGAGUUCAACGAAUCUUGUUGUCAAAACUUUGAUGGCGUGCCAGGACAAUAUGGCUGUGAGUCGAGGAAUUCGACUAAACAUCAAGGUUGGAAAACCCAUAUGAGACGAAAAGGAUCGUUUGGUAAAAGAAACUUUAAGCCUAAACGUUUUCGUAAUAUGGUAAAACAACCUGUUACUAGUAAACGGAAUCUUCCGGAUCAUGGAAGGUUUAUUAGGCGAACAGGGAAAGGUAGACUUAACGCUAAGGAACGCGGAGCACAUAAAUGCCCUCAUAAGGGAAAGAAGAAGGCUGCGGUACGAUUUUUGGAAGUCAACGCGGAAAGUCAAACUUCUGAAUUUGAGCCAGUUUGGGGAUACGAAAUUGAUUCUGAUGAUGAGGUUUAUGAAUUAAUUUCGGAUUACUCUGAUGAUUCAGAUUCUUCAGAGGAUGACUCAAAAGAUACGACUUUUGAGGAACAAUCUUCAACUCUUCAACGCGUAGAAAGCUAUUUCCGAGAAUAA
Pistacia vera is the source of this 1215-nucleotide messenger RNA. RefSeq lists its product as uncharacterized. The coding region runs from base 1 to 1215 and encodes 404 amino acids. The transcript is spliced from 4 exons. Gene Ontology annotation, molecular function: structural molecule activity. The record is from RefSeq and is a predicted model, not a curated record. NCBI's taxonomy places the organism in Eukaryota, Viridiplantae, Streptophyta, Magnoliopsida, Sapindales, Anacardiaceae.